ACAUACAUACAUACAUACAUACAUGCACAUUACAAAACUUAAUUCUACUAACUAAUUACCAUACAACCCCCGUUGCAAUGCGAAUGAAGUUAGAAUCAAGAUGUUCUCUGCGGCCUCGCUCCAGGACAUAGGUCAGAUUGUGAUCAGUGCUCCGUUAAGUGUACAGCAUGACGACAGUCCUCCCUAUCGGGAUAGGGGGGAGGUUAUUCCUUGUUUUCCAGGUUCCUCACAAAGACAGGGUUACCAAGCAGGGUCGUCUUCAUUCAGCACUGCACAGGUACAGCGAAGGCAAGAUGUGGUAUUGAUAUCUCAUCACGGACUCCGGAUCGUAGUAUUUAUUCUUGAAAAGAACCGGAACGACGGAUGGAUACUACCUCUCCUCCCUACAAUCUGAGCUUCAGUAGACCAUGACGGGCAGGAGGCGGCAAUGCCAGCGCUAUCUGAGAACCGUGAGUUGGAAAUGGGCCGGACGACGGGAUGAUCUGCGACCCGCUCGACUGCGGCGGCGGACGCACGCCUAUCAAGAAGGACGUCCCCGGCUGCCCCGCCUACACCGGCACCCUGACGCGCGCGACGUCCGCAUCAUUCCCUCUCCUACUAGCCGUCUACCACAGAGAGCCCCAGCGACCCUACGUCGGCCACAGAGACGGGGACGGGGACGGAGGCGAUGGUGACUGGCAGCAAUCCUCCGGCGCCCACCACCACGGGGAUGGGGACGGAAACGGGUACUGGUGGUACUGCUCCGGGCAUCACGCAGCCGCCGGCUCCCUGGACGGGCGAUGAGCACGAAUGCAAGUGGCUCGGGUUCAUCGAGGGCGCCAUCUGAAACUCCGAAUGCGGGUGCUUUCCUGGAGGGUUCGUUGAUGGCCGGGGCUGGGGCUGCGAUUGGGGCUCUGCUUUGGAUGUAAGCAGCGAUUGUGUGGGUGUUGCAUUAUUGGGGGGGAGGGGGGGGGGCAAUUUAUAAUAGUCGGUCAAGUCGCUCGUAUUUAGAGAUUUUUGGAGCAUAAAUUCCAUGAUGGGCUUCUUCUCAUGGAUCAUUUCUCCAAUUUCCCAUUCGCUAGAAAAACUUCCAAUCGAGUUUGUUCCUGGAGUCAUCCUUUGUUAUUGAGUUGACAUAUCUUGCCUUGCUGUAACUCCAAUCAACGAGCUGCACCAUAAAUGUGUUUGAUUGUUUAAAUAACCGCAUCAAGAAUUUUGAUGAUGAAAUCAAACUGAAGGAAAUGCUGCAAUGAUGCAGUGGAACCAUUCAACAACAUACCCUUUUCAGUUCAACUAGUUAUUUAUUCAAAUGCAGCCUUACUUAUAUCAACAUUAGCACUCUCAGAAUGAGAUUCUUUCCUACACUUCCCAGCAAGGUGUGGGGGCAUGUUCUCUCAUCCUCCACCCAACACCCUUUUGUUAUGCUUUACACAUAUUGAGAAGUCCGAAGGCAUCUGGAAAUUAUCCACGUCCAUAUAUCUCUCAGUAUCCACGAAUCUUCGGCAAAGGCAGCCGCUAGCAAAGCAGAUACAUUUUUUACGCUCUGAAUAUCAGCAGCAUAACUGUGGUUCUACACUUCUAAGUACAAUCAUUUUGACUUCUACUAAUCUUGAUGUUCAGAUUCCAAUGAAAAACCCUCUUUGAUGUUGAUGUAUCUGCACUUUUGGCCGUCAACCCCUUGUCAAAAAGAAGCCAUUGCUUCUGGGAUCCAGUGCCAGCCAUACAGAGUUACUGGUAUCUUGUCCAUCGGGACAGAGUGAAAGUAUAUCUCCAUUGCUCUACUCUGUACCAAUCCUGCAGAUGUGCCACAUCCAAGAAGCUGUUUGUCGAUUGGCCCCCAUCCAUCGCAUCGUAAACCCGAAAAUUCGAUCCAAUACGUCAGGCAAGGAUUCCUGCGUCAGAGCUGGACUGCCAUUCCAGCUCUGUGGAAUAUGAUCCCAUCCACCGCCUGAAAACAGAUGACAGAUGCUCCAGUGUGUCUUUUUACAAAAGAAGAGUAAGAUCUUCGAGAGGAGGAAAAUGAAAAUAUCACAGGGUGCUCGCUUGGAAAUAGGCUGAGGCUACAUCAAGACGAAGGAGUGCUCGUGGUAGAACGGGAUAGCUGCGAAACAGCGGUGAUCUGCUGUCGUAAGCUUGGAGGCGGGAGGAUGAAGGAGAAAAGAGAAAAUGAGUUCUAGUUAUUUUAAAAAAUCCUGGAAUACCUAUAAUAACUACAAAGAGGGGAAAGCAGCUUUCCUAGAUAAGCUUGCUCAAUGACCAUGAAAGAAA
Molecule: messenger RNA, 2247 nt
Organism: Blastomyces dermatitidis ER-3
Lineage: Eukaryota; Fungi; Ascomycota; Eurotiomycetes; Onygenales; Ajellomycetaceae
Exons: 1
Coding region: 478-783 (101 amino acids)
Source: RefSeq, a predicted model, not a curated record